AUUGUUUUUCGAUUCUUGUGUCAUUAUAAUCAAAAGGAACAACAUCAUUAUUAAUAAUAAUCGAAGACGUCCAUUCACUAAUUUGCGAGUUGAGUUGCGUAUUCAGAUUCAAAAUCCUUAAAUAAUCAAAAUGACCAACGCUCCUGCAGUAUCUGGCUCUGCUCCCGUCAUGCGCGGCUUGCACAACAUGCAAACUAAACGUGGUUUGAUGAUUGCUAUCGGCUUGACCACAGUCAUCACCACUGCCUUUAAGUUCUUGGUCAACGAUCCCAAGAAAGCAGCCUAUGCAGAAUUCUACAAGAACUACGAUGCCCAGAAGUCGUUUGAGCGCAUGAAGGCCAAUGGUCGUUUCCAAUCUUGUUAGGCGAUGGUGUGUGGCUGUAACGCAUUUAGCCGAAUUGCUAGUUUUUUUUAGCUUUAAACAGAAUGAAGAUACAAAAUAAAACGAGAUAUCUGUGAAAACUUA
Molecule: messenger RNA, 466 nt
Organism: Stomoxys calcitrans (stable fly)
Lineage: Eukaryota; Metazoa; Arthropoda; Insecta; Diptera; Muscidae
Gene: cype
Product: cytochrome c oxidase subunit 6C-1
Exons: 3
Coding region: 131-364 (77 amino acids)
Source: RefSeq, a predicted model, not a curated record